Aspergillus ochraceoroseus IBT 24754 is the source of this 1650-nucleotide messenger RNA. RefSeq names its product ribonucleotide-diphosphate reductase subunit RNR2. NCBI's taxonomy places the organism in Eukaryota, Fungi, Ascomycota, Eurotiomycetes, Eurotiales, Aspergillaceae. The transcript has 4 exons. The record is from RefSeq and is a predicted model, not a curated record. The coding region runs from base 120 to 1337 and encodes 405 amino acids. Gene Ontology annotation, biological process: deoxyribonucleotide biosynthetic process. Gene Ontology annotation, molecular function: oxidoreductase activity.
UCCCUCCCAGCACCUACUUUCUCUCCAUCCCAUUCCCUCGAGACUCGGAGUUGUCUUUUGUUUAUUGUUUGUUUUAAUUUCUCCGUCGGAGCUGUCCUCUUCUCUAGAUAUUCUUCACAAUGUCCGUACAGGUCACCCCCUCCAAGCAGGCUGCAUCUUCUCUUGAGAACCUUAAGAUGAGCGAUUCUCCUAUCAAGAAGCUCAACUUCGGAGCUGUCGACAAGGAGAAUGCCCCCAUGUCGACCGCCAUCGUUGACACGACCAUCACAAAGCCAAUUGCAGAGAAACCUUUGGAAGCUCCCAAGGUUGCUCCUGGCAUUAAGGAAAUGGAGGCCAAUGAGCCUCUGCUUCAAGAGAACCCCCACCGCUUCGUCCUAUUUCCCAUCAAGUAUCAUGAGAUCUGGCAAAUGUACAAGAAAGCCGAGGCCUCUUUCUGGACUGCCGAAGAAAUCGAUCUUUCCAAAGAUCUCCACGACUGGAACAACCGCCUCAACGACGACGAGCGUUUCUUCAUCUCCCGUGUCCUUGCCUUUUUUGCCGCUUCCGACGGUAUUGUCAACGAGAACCUGCUCGAGCGCUUUAGCGGUGAGGUGCAGGUUCCUGAAGCUCGUUGCUUCUACGGAUUCCAGAUUAUGAUUGAGAACAUCCACGCUGAAACCUACUCGCUCCUGAUCGAUACCUACAUCAAGGAGCCCAAGCAACGUACCUACCUUUUCGAUGCCAUUGAUACCAUUCCCUGCAUUACCAAGAAGGCUCAAUGGGCUCUCAGGUGGAUCCAGGAUCAGGAAUCUACCUUUGCCCAACGUCUCGUAGCUUUCGCUGCUGUUGAGGGUAUCUUUUUCUCUGGCUCCUUUGCCUCGAUCUUCUGGCUGAAGAAGCGUGGCCUGAUGCCUGGUCUCACCUUCUCCAACGAGCUCAUCUCCCGUGAUGAGGGUCUUCACACUGACUUUGCCUGCUUGCUGUUCUCUCACCUCAACAACCGCCCUAGCAAGAAGGUGGUUGAGGACAUCAUCAUUGAGGCUGUUGCCAUUGAGAAGGAGUUCCUGACAGAGGCUCUGCCUUGUGCUCUCCUCGGCAUGAACUCCAAUCUGAUGUGCCAGUAUAUUGAAUUCGUUGCCGACCGUCUACUGGUCGCUCUCGGCAACAAGAAGUACUUCAAUGCCACCAACCCCUUCGAUUUCAUGGAGUCUAUCUCCCUUGCUGGCAAGACCAACUUCUUUGAGAAGCGUGUGGGUGAUUACCAGAAGGCCGGUGUUAUGGCCAGCACCAAGAAGGACGCCAAUCAAGAAGAGAAGUCCAGUAACGAUAGCGGUCUCAGCUUCGACGAGGACUUUUAAACAGCAUUGCGCAUUAUACCCGGAUUGUCUUAUUGGCACCAUAAUUUUUUUUUCCGUUUUCUUGUUUGUGCUCCUCUCUGCUUUAUUGAUUGAUGAUUUUACUUGAAGGAUACGCAUGGGUCUGGCGUUCACAGGCGGAUUUCUUUUGUUUAAUGUAUGAUGGUACUGUCUCAUCUGUAUUCUAGGUGGUCGGCAGGCUUUGUAUUUGGGUAAAUAUGAUGUCGUGUACACCGUUGGAUAUUUGCGCUGUUAUAAUAAUAUCUUUCUCUUGUACGAGUUCCAUCUACUUUGAAAAUAACUCUCCCCAUAUCAC